Messenger RNA from Cebus imitator (Panamanian white-faced capuchin), 2585 nucleotides. RefSeq names its product prolyl endopeptidase (gene PREP). The record is from RefSeq and is a predicted model, not a curated record. Lineage: Eukaryota; Metazoa; Chordata; Mammalia; Primates; Cebidae. Gene Ontology annotation, biological process: proteolysis. Gene Ontology annotation, molecular function: oligopeptidase activity; serine-type endopeptidase activity. Gene Ontology annotation, cellular component: cytosol. The coding region runs from base 226 to 2358 and encodes 710 amino acids. The transcript has 15 exons.
GGGGAGGGGCUCCCGGGCUCGCCGAUAGCGGCUUCCUGCUCCCGCACUUCCUCGCCGCCGCGCCGCCAGUUCGUGAGUGCUAGCUUUGGCCGGGAGCCGCCCGCCUGCCGCCGCCACCUGUCCCGCCGCUACUGCGCCCCAGCCGUACCUCGCUGCCAGCCGGGCUCACUCAGGUCCGCUCCUGGAGCCCGCGCCCCUCCACCCUGCCCCCGUCCGUCCCCGGCCAUGCUGUCCCUCCAGUACCCCGACGUGUACCGCGACGAGACUGCGGUACAGGAUUAUCAUGGAUAUAAAAUUAGUGAUCCUUACGCCUGGCUUGAAGACCCGGACAGUGAGCAGACAAAGGCCUUCGUGGAGGCCCAGAAUAAGAUCACUGUGCCAUUUCUUGAGCAGUGUGCUAUCAGAGGUUUGUACAAGGAGAGAAUGACUGAACUGUAUGAUUAUCCCAAGUAUAGUUGCCACUUCAAGAAAGGAAAACGGUAUUUUUAUUUUUACAAUACAGGUUUGCAGAACCAGCGAGUAUUAUAUGUACAGGAUUCCUUAGAGGGUGAGGCCAAAGUGUUCCUGGACCCCAACAUACUGUCUGAUGAUGGCACGGUGGCACUCCGAGGUUAUGCGUUCAGUGAAGAUGGUGAAUAUUUUGCCUAUGGUCUGAGUUCCAGUGGUUCAGACUGGGUGACGAUCAAGUUCAUGAAAGUUGAUGGUGCCAAAGAGCUUCCAGAUGUGCUUGAAAGAGUCAAGUUCAGCUGUAUGGCCUGGACCCAUGAUGGGAAGGGAAUGUUCUACAACUCAUACCCCCAACAGGAUGGAAAAAGUGAUGGUACAGAGACAUCCACCAAUCUCCACCAAAAGCUCUACUACCAUGUCUUGGGAACCGAUCAGUCAGAAGAUGUUUUGUGUGCUGAGUUUCCUGAUGAACCUAAAUGGAUGGGUGGAGCGGAGUUAUCAGAUGAUGGCCGCUAUGUCUUGUUAUCAAUAAGAGAGGGAUGUGAUCCAGUAAACCGACUCUGGUACUGUGACCUACAGCAGGAAUCCAAUGGCAUCACUGGAAUCCUAAAGUGGGUAAAACUGAUCGACAACUUUGAAGGAGAAUAUGACUACGUGACCAAUGAGGGGACGGUGUUCACGUUCAAGACGAAUCGCCAUUCUCCCAACUAUCGCGUGAUCAACAUUGACUUCAGGGAUCCUGACGAGUCUAAGUGGAAAGUGCUUGUUCCUGAGCAUGAGAAAGAUGUCUUAGAAUGGGUAGCUUGUGUCAGGUCCAACUUCUUGGUCUUAUGCUACCUCCAUGACGUCAAGAACAUUCUGCAGCUCCAUGACCUGACUAGUGGUGCUCUCCUCAAGACCUUACCGCUCGAGGUUGGUAGCGUUGUGGGGUAUAGCGGUCAGAAGAAGGACACCGAAAUCUUCUAUCAGUUUACUUCCUUUUUAUCUCCAGGUAUUAUUUAUCACUGUGAUCUUACCAAAGAGGAACUGGAGCCAAGAGUUUUCCGAGAGGUGACUGUAAAAGGAAUCGAUGCAUCUGAUUACCAGACAGUCCAGAUUUUCUACCCCAGCAAGGAUGGUACAAAAAUUCCAAUGUUCAUUGUGCAUAAAAAAGACAUAAAAUUGGAUGGUUCUCAUCCUGCUUUCUUAUAUGGCUAUGGUGGCUUCAACAUAUCCAUCACACCCAACUACAGUGUUUCCAGGCUUAUUUUUGUGAGGCACAUGGGUGGUAUCCUGGCAGUGGCCAACAUCAGAGGUGGCGGCGAAUAUGGAGAGACGUGGCAUAAAGGUGGUAUCUUGGCCAACAAACAAAACUGCUUUGAUGACUUUCAGUGUGCUGCUGAGUAUCUGAUCAAGGAAGGUUACACAUCUCCCAAGAGGCUGACUAUUAAUGGGGGUUCAAAUGGAGGCCUCUUAGUGGCUACUUGUGCAAAUCAGCGACCUGACCUCUUUGGUUGUGUUAUUGCCCAAGUUGGAGUAAUGGACAUGCUGAAGUUUCAUAAAUAUACCAUUGGCCAUGCUUGGACCACUGAUUAUGGGUGCUCGGACAGCAAACAACACUUUGAAUGGCUUGUCAAAUACUCUCCAUUGCAUAACGUGAAGUUACCAGAAGCAGAUGACAUCCAGUACCCGUCCAUGCUGCUCCUCACUGCCGACCAUGAUGACCGAGUGGUCCCGCUUCACUCCCUGAAGUUCAUCGCCACCCUUCAGUACAUCGUGGGCCGCAGCAGGAAGCAAAGCAACCCCCUGCUUAUCCACGUGGAUACCAAGGCGGGCCACGGAGCAGGGAAGCCCACAGCCAAAGUGAUAGAGGAAGUCUCAGACAUGUUUGCUUUCAUAGCACGGUGCCUGAACAUCGAAUGGAUUCCAUAAACAGUUUCCCGCUCCCUCCUGACAGCGACAGAAAACCUCAAGGGCUUUCCCACUGUUCAAACCAGGAAACCACUGGGCAUAAUGCUUCCCCACGGAAACAUUGUUCCUGCACUCACAAACUACAGUUGAACAGAACUGCUGUGGGAAUUUUAUCUUUUUUAGGUUUCUCCUUUUUAGCAAGCCCUUGAUGUUUCUUUUUCCACUUUGUCUAGGCACAUGUGGUUUUU